UGGGACUAUGAUGUAGAACAAAAAUUAAAGGGACAAACAAGAAGCCACUGGAGCUACGUAUAAUGCCCGACUGGGUUCAGCAUGUUUUUCUUUUUUUUUUUUUUUAGUUCGGCUUGACUAGCAAACAAUCCAGUUGGUAGCAGCUAACACUAGCAUGGUGGAGAACCGAGAGCCAUCGGUGGAUGCAGGAAGGUUGAACUGACAGCACUCUAUCAGAGGAGGACAGACAACAUCACAUCUGAGGCAGCAGCUCCACCAUGUACCUAAGCUCCAACAACCCCACAAAGCCCAUCUGCACCAGCAGCAGCAUCACCGACCUGCUGAACGCCCUCUGCAGCUGCAGCCUUUCCGGUGUGUCCUGGAAGCGCAGAGCCCUGGGAGGAGUUUCCAAAGAAAGUUUCCACAGAGCACUCAAGAAACGAGCCUACGGCGCCCUGUUGUCUAAGCUGUUUCAAGAUGGCACCAAAGGCCCUGCCUCAAGACAGAGUGCCACGGCUAAUACGCCAGCCAGAAACAAAGUCCUCAUGAUGUGCUUUGACCUUAGGGUGGCAGGGUGUCGGGAGGAAGCAGAGAGGCUGGAGGAGCUGCUGGAGAAGCUGCCUGAAGGAGAGUCCUCUGGUCUGAAGGAAGUAGAUGCGGUGCUUGACCUCCUGGUGUGUCUAGCUGGCUGCGCGCCCCCACCUUUCACCUCCUUCAAUAAAGACUACAUGAGACGAGAGAGGACGGUUCUGCGGAGGCCGCGACCUUGGAGUUACCAGAGCAAGGAGCUGCAGAGGCUCGAGGCACGAGCGUGGGGUCUGGUCUGUGCAGAGGAAUGGGGGACCUUGGAGACUCUCCAUGGAACUAAUCGCUUAAUGGAUGCUCUACCGGGCACAGGACUGCUAGCUUUGAAGACUAAAUUGGAGGCAGAAGAAAGAUUUGAGAAAGAAACCAGGCUGACAUUGUUUGGAGCACUGCAGCACAGUCGUACAUCAGACUUAGACAUCAGGCUGGACAUGCCUCCCAUUCCCAGUAAUGUUGACGUUACUGGGUUGGUUAUCAGGAUUCCCUCCAGUUUAGAUCAGUCUGAGGAUGAGGGCUUCCAGUCGGCCUCAAACCUGACCCCAGACUCUCAGUCAGAGUCCAGCCCCGUUCCAGACAUCGAUAUUUGGGAGGCUCUCCGCACAUUUGAGCCUGGAAGACGCCGCUGCUGGGAGUCUGUUGGCUGCCCACCAGGAAAACGGGAGUCUUUCUAUCUGACGGAAGGUGGCAGGGAGGCCUUUGAUCAGCUCUACCGGCUGUGGGAGGGAGAGAUGAGGGUGGUGAGCUCGGGGAUAUCCUCUCCAAUCCUCCUGCUUCCCCUGGACUCCCAGAGGCAAUUAGUAUCUGACCUCCUCAAUGUCCUGAUAGGAGUGGCGUCCACUACCUUCCCUCUCAACCAGAGCGUUCAGUUUGACGUCAGGCCUGGUGUGUGUGUGUCAGGGGCCUCUCCGGAGAGCGUGUCUCGUCUUCUGGGGGAGUUGGCACAGUAUGGCACCUACUACCUGAGGCUGGGCUGCUUUUCUCUGCAGAGUGCUGACAAGAAGGGCCUAGUCUUCCAGGCAUUCACUGGAGGUCUGAGGAAGUAUCUGCAUUACUACCGGGCAUGUGUUCUCAGCACCCCGCCUACUCUCAGCCUGCUGACAAUCAGCUUCCUCUUCCGCAAAGUCGGACGCCAGCUUAGGUACCUGUCAGAGUUGUGCUGUGUCGACGGGCCUUCGGGUGCAGGCAAAGCCACCUUCCCUGUGGGGGUUAAACUGUUGUCCUACCUGUAUAACGAAGCUCAGAACAACUGCAGCAAUGAGAACUAUCCCGUCCUUCUGUCCCUGUUGAAGAGCAGCUGCGAGCCGUACACACGGUUUGUGUCUGACUGGGUCUACAGCGGUGUGUUCCGAGAUGUUUAUGGAGAAUUUAUGAUUCAAGUCAAUGAGGAAUACCUCAGCUUCAGGGACAAAAACUUCUGGGUCCAAGGCUACACUCUGAUCUCAAAGGACGUGGAGGACUGUGUGCCCAUCUUCCUGAGACACAUUGCCAACGAUGUGUACGUCUGUGGAAAAACCAUCAACCUCCUCAAAAUCUGCUGCCCACAGCACUACAUCUGCUGGUCGGAGCUGCCGGUACCCCGCAUCGCUGUCACCUUCUCCCUCCAGGAGGUGGAGGAGAUUGAGAGAGACUGCGCCGUGUAUCGCGGGCGCAUGGAGAGGAUUGCGAAGCACAGCGCGAUCAGCAGGGAGGAGCAAGCCCUGCGAGCAGAGCAGGCCCGCCAGGAGCUGAUCAAUCAGGUCAGAGAGUCCGCAGCAAAAACCCUGGAGAGCAUUCGAGGGCGCCAGGUGUCACUGCGUCUAGCUGAGGAGGCCAAGAAAAGGGAGCGCUUUGAAGAACUGAAACAGCACCUGGAACAGGAGCAAGAGUGGAGAAGUGCAGCCAUGAAGAAGCAGGAGGAGGAUGACUUCAGCUUUGCCAGAGAGCUAAGAGACAGAGAAAAGAGACUACAAGCCCUGGAGGAGCAGCUGGAGCAGAGAGCCAGGAAGGAGCUGAUUGCUCAGUACAGCCGUUUGUCAGAGGAAGCAGCGCGCAGAGAGAGACAAGCCAUGUGGAGAGUGCAGAGAAUGAGACUCCACGAAGCCCGCACUCAGUUCUUCAUGCUUGACAGGCAGAAAAUUCAGGAUUUACUGGAGAAAUAUCCACCAGGCCAGGAGAGAUCUCCCAUGGAUGUGUUACCAGCUGCUCUCUCAUCACAACAAACACUUGAGCAGUCAGCUGAGACUCUAGCAUCGAAAGCCGAGUCCCCAGCACAGGAUCCAUCCACAGUAAAGUCUUCUCUCAUCUCCGAGGACAUUGACAUCAGUGACCUUCUGAAAUCACCAAAGCCUGACAGUCAGCAAGUGGAUAAAGCCCUAGAGGAGAUUGGCUCUGACCUGCCUGAAGCCCGUCCUGCUUCACAACUUGUAGAAUAUGACUUCAGUGCCCCCUUUAGUCCGCACCAGGAUAUUGCUGGACAAGCCACAGUUCAGCCCAGACCUCGAUGGGGACCACCAGUUCAGUCUGAGUUGACCCAAAACCCCAUUUUAUUUGGAAGAAGUGUUUGCAAACAACCUUUUAUUCAGCAAGAAGAUGAGAGUGUUGCAUUUAAAAACUGUGAUCAAAAGGAGGCUGUAACAAAACAAGAUACUGGACAAGAAUCUGUCAUGUCUAAAAUAGAAGGUGUGGCUGUGGUGGUGUCAACUCCCACAACAGCAGAAAAUGUCACAGGUCAAAGUAAAUAUGAAAAACCAAGUUUUUCUGAUGAAAUAAAGCCAGCAGAAACAACAACUCAAGACUGCAGCUCAGUUGCUCGUGACAAACCUGAUGAUGUUUUUUUCUCUGAUAUUCAGAGUCCUGUCUCAACUGCCUGCAUCAAGGUUGGAGGACUGGUUUCAGAGGUUUCUCAGCCCCCACUCAGCACCCAUGUGCAUUCCUCUGAUGCUCACAUAAAGGUUGGACAGUAUGUGUCUGAGGUAACUGCUCCACUACCCUCCCCAAACAUUCAUGGGCACGCCUCCGACUCGCACUUCAAGUUAGGUGAUUAUGUUUCGGACGUUGAUGAUCUUACGCCGGCUUCUAGUCCUUACGGUCACUCUUCUGAUACCCACAUCAAAAUUGGGACAAAUAUUUCUGAUUUUAUCCAUCCAGUUCCUUCUCAAAACAUCCACGGCCACGUCUCAGACGCUCACAUCAAAGUCGGCGAGCUCGUCUCCGACGUAACGGUGCCUCUGCCGUCGCCGAGCGUUCACGGUCACAGCUCGGAUUCUCACAUAAAAGUCGGGGAGAACGUUUCAGACUUUGUCUCGCCACGUCCCGCUCUCAGCAGCCACGGACACUCCUCUGAUGCUAACAUAAAAGUGGGCGAGUUUGUGUCCAACGUAGCUGAAUCAAGACCACGUUGGAGCAAACAUGGCCAUGCCUCAGACUGCAUCCUCCAGCCAGGGUGUGUGGUGUCCGGAACAGAACCGCCCUCAUCCGCUUUGCCCGGAAGCUCAUACGGACACUCCUCAGACUCGACGUUAGGUGUUGGAUGUGUAGUCCAAGGAGAUGAGCCCAAGCGUUCUCCCUUACCUGGCAGCACCCACGGUCACUCGUCAGACUCACAUUUAGGCAUCGGGUGCGUUGUUUCUACAGCUGAACCGCUCCCAUCACCACUGCCGGGCAGCAGCUAUGGUCAUUCAUCUGAUUCAGCUAUGGGAGUUGGAUGUGUGGUGUUGGGGUCAGAGCCGCCACCCUCUGCUUUACCAGGCAGCUCUUACGGUCACUCCUCUGAUUCUACAUUAGGAGUUGGGUGUGUGGUGAAAGGGAAAGACGGUCCAAAUCAAAAGAGAGCAGAUGAGAACGGCACAGGUUUUAUGUCAAACAGCUUCCUUGAGCAGAAUAUUGAGGGGUCGGGGACCUGGAUGUCUGGUUUAGCUUUGUCUCCUGAAGAAAAAUCAGAACAGGAAUACCUCCUGGCUUUAUCUGCCCAGUACCAAGUGGAGCACUACGAAGACUGCUACAACCUGAUGGCCUCGUCGCCUGAGUGUCAGCUGCUGAAGCAGGUAACUCGGGGCCCCUGGGGCCUUCCCAUGGACCCCACACUCCGCAGAGCAACAGACACCACAGCUGUCCGGCUCAGUGAGAUGGUUUCCCUGCCUGUGCUGAUGAAACACUCUGUCACGGCCCCUCUCAUCACACACGUGUCUUUGGUGAACAAGGCUGUGGUGGAUUACUUCUUUGUGGAGUUAGGCGUGGAAAGACACUUUGAGGUGCUGCGUCACUUCCUGCUGAUGGAGGACGGCGAGUUUGCACAGUCCCUCAGUGAUCUGAUCUUUGAGAAGAUGGGCAGUGGCCAGACUCCAGGAGAGCUGCUGACCCCCCUGGUGCUGAACUCCAUCCUCAGUAAGGCUUUGCAGUACAGCUUACACGGAGACACCCCUUUAGCUUCUAACUUCACCUUCGCACUCCGCUUCCUCCCGGAAACCUUCCACCCGCACGCCCCAGACUCCCUCAAUUGUCUGGAGCUGCGCUACAAGGUGGACUGGCCGCUGAAUAUCAUCAUCACAGACAGCUGCAUGAACAAGUACAACCGCUUGUUUUCCUUCCUGCUGCAGCUCAAACACAUGGUGUGGAGCCUCAGGGAUGUUUGGUUUCACCUGAAGAGAACAGCGCUGGUGAGAGGUGCAGGUCGCUCGGUCCAGUUCCGCCAGCUGCAGCUGUACCGCCACGAGAUGCAGCAUUUUGUCAAAGUCAUUCAGGGUUACAUCGCCAACCAGAUCCUCCAAGUGUCCUGGACCGAGUUCACAGCUAAGCUGGCUGCUGCCAACGACCUGGAUGCCAUUCACCGCACGCACGCCGACUACCUCAACAGAGCCAUCUUUAGAGGUCUGCUGACAGAGAAAGCUGCUCCGGUUAUGAACAUCAUCCACAGCAUCUUCAGCCUGAUCCUCAAAUUUCGGGCGCAGCUGAUCUCUCAGCCGUGGGACAACCAGCAGGGGGAGGCAGUGCACCCCAGCUUUAUUGCCAUGCAGCAGUCGUACAACACCUUCAAGUAUUACUCUCAUUUUCUUUUUAAAGUUGUUACUAAGCUGGUCAACAGAGGCUAUCAGCCUCACCUUGAGGAUUUUCUGCUCCGCAUCAACUUCAACAACUACUACAAGGAUUCCUAAGAUGCAGGCUGGUCUGAUGUUUCAUGUGAGCAAAACGUUAGAAAUUUGACAUUUUGCUUAUUUAUUUAAGUUUAUGUGAGCUCACCUCAGCUGUUGUAAGGCAUAAAAGUGACUUUACAAACUGUUCAGGAUCAUGGUUUAAAGAAUUAGUCUUGUUCCAAAUAAUAGACAUCAACAUGAAUGAGAUUGUUUUUAAUGUAAAUAAAAAAGCCAGUGUUUUGUUUAUUAAAAGCUCUAAAUGUUGA
Messenger RNA from Austrofundulus limnaeus, 5938 nucleotides. It is a transcript of the gene tubgcp6, whose product is annotated as tubulin gamma complex component 6. Bases 258 to 5693 code for a protein of 1811 amino acids. The record is from RefSeq and is a predicted model, not a curated record. Gene Ontology annotation, cellular component: spindle pole; microtubule organizing center; gamma-tubulin complex. The transcript is spliced from 25 exons. Gene Ontology annotation, biological process: cytoplasmic microtubule organization; mitotic cell cycle; meiotic cell cycle. Gene Ontology annotation, molecular function: gamma-tubulin binding; microtubule minus-end binding. Lineage: Eukaryota; Metazoa; Chordata; Actinopteri; Cyprinodontiformes; Rivulidae.